Molecule: messenger RNA, 1461 nt
Organism: Penicilliopsis zonata CBS 506.65
Lineage: Eukaryota; Fungi; Ascomycota; Eurotiomycetes; Eurotiales; Aspergillaceae
Exons: 4
Coding region: 1-1461 (486 amino acids)
Molecular function (GO): oxidoreductase activity, acting on paired donors, with incorporation or reduction of molecular oxygen; heme binding; iron ion binding
Source: RefSeq, a predicted model, not a curated record
AUGGCUGGCUGGAUUAUGAUUAUACUCGUCACCCUCGCCCUCCCCCGCCCGCUCUAUCGCAUCUUCUUUCAUCCCCUCCGCGGCUAUCCUGGUCCUCUCCUCACGGCGGUCUCUAGCAUCCCAUAUGUCUACUGGACCAUCACAGGGGUUCUACACGCGCGCAUCCGCGAGCUGCAUGACCUCUACGGCCCUGUGGUGCGCCUCCGCCCCAAUGCCCUCACCUACCGCACCCCCGAGGCCUGGACGGACAUCUACGGCUACCGCAAGCAUGGCGCCCUGCCUUUCUCCAAGGACCCGGAAUUCUUCACCCCCACGGCCCCGGGGUCGUCGCAUAUGGUCAACGCAAGCGAGGCGGACCACGCGAGGCAGAAGAAACUGCUGGCACACGCCUUUUCGGACCGAUCACUGCGUGAGCAGGAGGCCUUGAUUGUGGGCUACAUUGACCUUUUUAUCGAGAGACUACAAGAAUACGCCGAUUCCAGGCAGGACGUUAAUAUCGAGAAAUGGCUGAACUUCCUUACGUUUGACAUCAUCGGCGAUCUCGCCUUUGGCGAGCCCUUUGGGUGCUUACAGGGAUCCGAGUACCACCCGUGGGUUGCGACGGUGUUCCAGAGCAUCAAGACAGGCGCAUGCAUGCGUGCCAUGGCAAUCUACCCUCCUCUCCUCAAGGUAUUUUGCACAUUCAUGCCAUCCAGCUUCACCCAAAAGCGCGUCGCCCACUAUCAAAUGAGCAAGGAUAAAGUAUCCCGGCGUCUGGCGACCGAAACCGCCCGCCCGGAUAUCAUCUCGUAUAUCCAGCGGUACAACGAGGACGACGAGCGUGGGAUGCUUCGGGCAGAGAUCGAGACCAACGCCGCCAUCAUCAUCCAGGCCGGCAGCGAGACCACGGCGACUGCCCUGGCCGCAUGUCUGUUUUACCUGCUGAAACACCCUGUGUGGCUAGCAAGAGUGCGCGAGGAAGUCCGCGGGUCGUUCAAAGAUGGUGAGAGCAUCACCUUUUCCGCUGUGAGUGUCUUGCCGGGCGUCAAUGCCGUUAUUGAAGAAUCACUGCGCCUGUUUCCGCCCGCGCCGGCCAUUGGGCCUCGCGUAGUGCCGGCCGGGGGCGCGAUGGUGGAUGGGGGGUUUGUUCCGGGGGGGAUCUCUGUCUCCGUUGCGCACUAUUCCGCCUUUCGCGCGGCGUCCAACUUCAUCGAGCCAGACUCCUUUCGCCCCGAGCGCUGGCUGGAGCACAAGGGACGGUUCAGCGGUGACCGGAGAGAAGCGCUGCAGCCGUUUUCGUACGGGCCACGGGCUUGUAUUGGGAGGAAUCUCGCAUACGCCGAGAUGCGAACCAUCCUCGCCAAGAUCUUGUGGAACUUUGAUGUCGAGCUGCAACCACAGUCGGCCAGCUGGGACGACUGCAAGAGCUAUAUCGUGUGGGAGAAGGGGCCGCUGUGGGUGUGCUUGAACAAGAGUGUCUAG